Molecule: messenger RNA, 783 nt
Organism: Diabrotica balteata
Lineage: Eukaryota; Metazoa; Arthropoda; Insecta; Coleoptera; Chrysomelidae
Source: the annotation of a GenBank genome assembly
UGACAGUGUAUCACAUACCUUAUCGAUAAGUACUAUUCCGGAAUAAUUAUAAACACAAUUUAACAAUCAGCAAAAAAUCUAAUGCGAAGCUAAAUGCAGUAAAUCGUCGACGAUUUACUCUCAUUAGCUAAGUCGUUAAUUGGUUGAAUGGUCUUGCAUAUUUGCUCUUCAAAAUGGGAUCAAAAAAAGUAGUGAUAAGUGUGGUGUAUUUAAUUUUAGUUUUAGGUAUAUCAUUAUGUUUAGCAAAUAGUGGCAAUAUUAAGGAUUGUGGAUCCGAGACUGGCCAAAUAGUCAAAAUCGAGUUGACAGAUUCUGAAGGAGGAGAUCGAUUUCCAAUAAAGCAGGGAACAAACCCAUCAAUUCUGGUGACGUUUAAAUCGAAUACCUACUCUAAAACCCUAAAUGCAGUCGCCAUAGGUACAGUUGGCUCGAAUAAAGGCAAAUAUAAUUUAAGAAAUCCUAACGCUUGUGAGUUGGGAGUGACGUGUCCAAUAAACUCCGGAAACACCUACAACUAUACUCUCAACCUGUUUGUAAUUAAGAGUUAUCCCUUAGUAAAAAUAGAUCUUGAGCUACACCUGAAGGACGAAAAUGACAAAGACGUGAUUUGUGCUUUAAUACCAGUUGAGAUUGUACCCUAAGCCAGAUAAUUCGCAUAAUUUAUCGAAAUGAAAAACGAUACGAAAUCAGAAAAAUUCUCUAUAGCUAUUCUUAAAUUCUUUUAAACUGUUAAAACUAACAUAUUUUAAUAUUAUUUUCUUUAAUACAAUUUUUAACUUGCAA